Messenger RNA from Pristis pectinata (smalltooth sawfish), 2215 nucleotides. RefSeq names its product immunoglobulin superfamily, member 5b (gene igsf5b). The record is from RefSeq and is a predicted model, not a curated record. The transcript is spliced from 10 exons. Bases 465 to 1535 code for a protein of 356 amino acids. Gene Ontology annotation, biological process: cell-cell adhesion. Lineage: Eukaryota; Metazoa; Chordata; Chondrichthyes; Rhinopristiformes; Pristidae.
GUAACGCUAUUACAGCACCAGCGUCCUGGGUUCAAUUCUGACCGCUGUCUGUAAGGAGUUUGUACGUUCCCCCUGUGUCUGCGUGGGUUUCCUCCGGGUGCUCCGGUUUCCUCCCACAUUCCAAAGACGUACGGGUUAGGAGCUGUGGAUUUUGGCGCCGGAAGCAUGGUGACACUUGUGGGCUGUACCCCAGCAAGUUCUCGGGGCCUACCGCUACGUUUUUCAGGUAGCUGAAAGCUGCUCUUGCUUGUACUUGUAAACAUUUUCUUUGGAAAAGACGAGGCUUUUCACUCAAAGUAAUCGCUGCUCAUUGCAAAAUCGGGAGUGGACUGGAAAGCUCGCGAAUGAGUUGCUGGAACAUUGUGCCGACACUUCGUUGCAAAUAGAGAAUAGGGAAGUUUGACUUCCUGCUCAGCAAGGCCAUUGAACAGGUACAGCCUUUAGCGUGAAAUUCCUGGUUCAUCAUGGCAGCUAUUACAACAGUUUUAGCAUUAUUUAGCAUAUCAUUAGGUGUGUGUUUAUCUACUAAAAUCAUAGAAGUUCCAAAAAAUGCCUUUGCUUUGCUUCACGCUGAUGCCGCGUUCAACUGCACAGUAUCACUACCUUGGAGAAUUAUCAUCUGGUUAAUGGAUACAAUACCCAUCCUCACCAUUGUACCAGAUGGACCAAUUAUUACAGACUCUCGAUUUCAUCAACGGAAUUACACAACUAAGAGAACAUUUACUUCAGAACUUAUCAUCUCACCAGUGACCAUGAGAGAAAACAUGACAGUGAGGUGUAGCCUCCAAACCGAAGAAUAUCAACAGGCAUUUUUGUUUGUACAGGUUGAUGGACCACUAUUUUUUGUGAAGGAGAUUUCGUCUGUUGUGGAAAACCGUGCCACAGACAUCGUCUGCAAGGCAGAAGGCUGGAAUCCUGUCCCAACUAUCAGGUGGAAAAAAAACCGAACAGUUGUGGAUUCAAAAAUGUACACCACUACCAUCGAACAGUCUUCAGACAAUCUCUACAAUACCAUCAGCACUUUAAACCUCACCCUUAGUGCCAAUGCCGAGAUUAUGUGUCUGGCUGACAUUGAAGCUCUUCCUCAGCCUAAAACUGCUGCACUAUUCAUCACUGUGAAGUCACCUAGUGAGGAUCAGACCUGGCUAAUUAUUGCCAUUGUGGUGCCCAUCGCUGCGGCCAUCCUGCUUAUAAUACUCAUCAUUGUGAUUAUUAUCUGCAUAAAACGAAGAAAGCACCAUGAAACUAGCUAUCGGAAUGAGUUAAAGAGAAUGUCAACGAAGAAACCUUUCAAGAUAACCACAGAUGGUGUGGAAAACCUCGGAAUGUCUACUGGAAGUGUAAAUGAUCUCCAGCGUUCUCCAAGUUUAACUUCACCUUAUUGGAUUAAUACAUGGUCUGGAGAAAAGAACAACGAUACCGUGGAGGCCCCUACGAUUCCAGCUGUUGAUUAUGGAAUCCAGAAGGAAACACCAAAUCAACCUAUGGAUUUUUCCUCUUCCCCACGGAAAACCAGACAUGUGACUGCUGUGUGAUGAGCUGGAUUGUGCCUUUGAGGAAUUUAUGUAUAUAAUGGUUUUAUUGGUAUUUUAUUUUGCAAUAGAAAUCAAAACUGCAUUGGAAGCAUUUUGAAUUUGUAUGUUCCCUGAUCAGAGGACUCACUCAUUACUGGGAAAAGAUUGAUUGGUUGAAACAGAUGGAAUCCCAAAUAGUGCAAAAUGAAUUAAGGAGCUGUGUGCCAUGCCUAUUUGAUAGAAAUGAAACUAAACUCAAGGAUGGGGAUUUCUUUCCUCUCCCACGAGGAGUUUCACAAAUGAAGGAUGAAAUCUGCUUCUUAUUGCUUGUACUCAUUGGAGUAUAAUUUAUUUAAAUUGCUCAUAAAUCACUGCGCACUGGUGCUGAGAAAAAGAGAUUAAGGUCGACCUGGCACCUUCACUUCCGCAUUCACUUGCAUGGUCCCCUUGUACCGUCACACUGCCAGUUUGGUCUCUCCUCCCGCAGAACACUGGAAGGAGGAAUGUCGUCUCUGCCUUUUAUUCCUGCCUCCACGUCACUCCAGAUCAGGUUGACUCCCUCCGUCUCUGUGUCACCCUGCCACUGACAUUCAAUCUCCUUGUUCUAUUUAUCACCAUGACAACAAACUUUGGCUGCACUUACUCCUCUGUCCCUCCCAUUGCCAGCAGUAACCUGAUGCAGGGACUGCCUUUCUAUAAGU